Molecule: messenger RNA, 743 nt
Organism: Monoraphidium neglectum
Lineage: Eukaryota; Viridiplantae; Chlorophyta; Chlorophyceae; Sphaeropleales; Selenastraceae
Exons: 5
Biological process (GO): trehalose biosynthetic process
Cellular component (GO): cytosol
Molecular function (GO): catalytic activity
Source: RefSeq, a predicted model, not a curated record
AUGCCCACGCAGGAGGUGAUGUCAGUGCUGAGCGCGCUGACGUCAGACCCCGCCAACGAGGUCUGGGUCGUCAGCGGCCGCGCGCGGCGGGAGCUCGGCACCUGGUUCGAGUCGCUGCCUGACCUGGGUUUGGCGGCGGAGCACGGGUUCUACACGCGGCACCCCGGCGCCGCGGACUGGCACGUGCAGCAGCCGCACCUGGACGUGGCGUGGCAGUCCAUGUCGCUGCCCAUCCUCAAACAGUACCAGGAGUCCACUGAUGGCAGCUGGAUCGAGGUCAAGGAGAGCAGCCUCGUGUGGCACUACCGGGACGCAGACCCUGACUUCGGCAACUGGCAGGCCAAGGAGCUUAUGGACCAUUUGGAGGACGUCCUGUCAAACAUGCCCGUGGAGGUCAGCAGCGGCAACACCAUCGUGGAGAUCAAGCCCCAGGGCGUGUCCAAGGGCGCGGUGGUGGAGUCCAUCCUCGAGCGCACCGCCGCCGCAGCCUCGGCCUCGGCCGCGUCGGAGGCGUCCGCCGCGGCGGCACCGGAGGACGGCGGCAGCGGCGGGAUCAGCGGCGGCGGCGCGGGCAGCGCGGCGGCGGCGGCGGUGGCGGCGGCGGAGCGGGCGGCGGCGCAGCGGCGGGUCGUGCGGUUCGCGGAGGCGGCGGCGCCUGAAUUUGUGAUGUGCAUCGGGGACGACAGGAGCGACGAGGAGAUGUUUGUGGCGAUAGAGGAGCACGGGGCCGCGCGGCAAAAGGA